This is a messenger RNA of Photinus pyralis (common eastern firefly), 1847 nucleotides long. It is a transcript of the gene dmpd, whose product is annotated as F-box only protein 28. The coding region runs from base 218 to 1672 and encodes 484 amino acids. Gene Ontology annotation, molecular function: protein binding; transcription coactivator activity. NCBI's taxonomy places the organism in Eukaryota, Metazoa, Arthropoda, Insecta, Coleoptera, Lampyridae. The transcript has 4 exons. Gene Ontology annotation, cellular component: nucleus. Gene Ontology annotation, biological process: positive regulation of DNA-templated transcription. The record is from RefSeq and is a predicted model, not a curated record.
AUUCUCAUAUUUACCUAAUCUUGUGUGCUGGAAUUGGAAUGAAGAUGAAAAAGUACAUUUAAAUUUUAGUGAAAAUAUACAUCAAAACGUGUGUAAUUUAAUAAUCAACACCGUUUUCCAAAUUUGUUGAAUGUUACGCCCAUCAUAACAGCUAGAACACCUUAAUCGAAAAUAAUACAAAGAUUCCUUUGACUAAUUUAACUUAGAAUUUUUUAAAAUGGUAUCUACUCGCCUUAUGUCUACUGCAAAUAAUGGUAAUGGAACGGACAGUGUAGCAAGUUCGUCAGCCUCAGCUUUAGCAGGAUAUUCGAAACAUAUACGUACUAAUAAUUCUACGAACAUUUGUGCAAGUGAGAUUACUCCUACCUCAUCAGUUUCUUUACUGGAUUUACCGCAAGAAGUUAUUGAGAAAAUUCUCAGUUAUUUAAACUUUAAAAAUAUUUGCUCCUUACGUUUGGUAUGCCGCACUAUUGAUCAAAUUGGUGGGCAAAUUCUCAACAUCACAUUUCUUCGCUUACAAUCUCAAAUGUUGCAACGUUUCCAAUAUAUCAAAAGCAAAAUGCCCAGAAGGGAAUCAGCACGUAGAAAUCAUCAUUUGGCCUGUGAAUGCGACAUCGUUGAAACGUUACAUAUGAGAUUGACACUCUUGCAAAUGGCUUUCGGGAAACAUAUUGAGCGAAAGCACUGUUGCUUUUUCCCAGGAGAGAUACUUGAUGAAGUGUAUAAUAUUUUGCAUUAUAUUAAAAUUACACCAAAGCUGGCUCGUCCUUAUAAAGUUACCGAUGAACUUUUCGACUUAUCUACAAUGGCAAUGGAGUAUUUUAAGGAAAAGAUUGAACCUGAUUUACCUGAAAUAACUUGUUUUGGAGCAGAUUUUUUGGAUUUUACAAGAUCUUUUCCAUCUCCAAGCAAUGGAAAGUAUUUGGGCUUAGAUUCUUCGCCAUUAAGCUCAGAAGAAGUGAAGGAAACAGAUUUGGCGACAUGUAGCACCAAUUUAGAAAAAUCAAAUUUAGUCGAACCAUUGCCUCAAUCAAACAUGGUUCUGCGAAAACGUAUUCGUAAAAUUAAACAAGGUAUGAAACGCUACAACAGCCAGCUUUCUAUACUUCGUCAAGAUUUGAGAUCAUGCAAACGCAAAACGGCAGAUCAACAAAAGCAAAUUUGUGAACAACAAAAGCAGUUGGCAGAACAGCAAAAACAAACUCUGGAGUAUGUCACUCGUUUAGACGAGUACGACAAAAAAAAUGAAGAAAUGUCUCGCAAAUUUAGUACAUUACUUCAAGAAUUGAAUAAGUGCAAAACUGAAUUGCAAUAUUGGCGUUCUAAAUCGCCAGCCACGCCACCUUUCUGUUCAGGUUGUGGUAAUGUUGUGGUGCCACCUUCGGAAGAAAUACAGGCCCUUGUAAACCAGGGAUUGAUUCCCGAAAAUCUGGGUUUAAAUCCUACCCCAGAAUGCGAUUUUAUUCCCAUCGCUGGGAGCAGUACAGCUGAUCACCUUGUAAACGACAAUGAUGUAUCGAGCAAAAAUGAUAAUGCGAACGGCGAUGGUGAAUUGAGUGUAAGAAGUGUAAAACGCAAAGCGUCAGAAAUAAAGGAAACUCCAAUAAUCGCUACCGGUGCAAAGAAAACACGUAAACUUUUGAAGGCUCGAUCCAAGCGACUCAAAAUGUAGACAGAUGUGCAUUAGUUUGAAAUUCAUACAUAUUUUUCAACUUCCAUUUAAUUAAAUUAAUGACUUUAAGAUUGGUUUGAUGUGUGAUCGGUGGCAUUGAAAUAUGUUAAUUGUGUCAUUUUUCAACAACGUUAGUUCAACUGCUGUAGUCUAGAUAAGUAAAGUGUGAAACCUU